GUAGGGUACAGAUUGCAUUCUCCCUGGAUCCAUACUGCAACUUCUUAGUCUCAAGUCUGGCUGUGAUGAUUCCAUCUCUUGCAGAAUUGUCUUUGUAAGGAAUGCCAUGCUUGGAAGCCACCCAGUCUUGAAAGUAGUUCCUAGUAGCAGCUAAGCCAAGAGUGGAUAACAUGUCUGUGUCAUCCAAGAGAUCCAACCCCAUCCCUGGUGUCUCCUCAGAGGACAAAAAUGGGAAAGCCUCUGAUCAUCCCUCGUCAAAACCAAAAGUAUCUCCUGCGUCAGCUGCCAAGAAAAAUGGCAGUGGUUGCCUUGCCAACGGCAGUUUGGCUGAUAGCGACUCUUCCCCCAUCUCCUCAAUGCGAGAACGUACCCCAUCAAUAGAGCAGCGUAAACAAGGGGCAGCCGCCUCCUCCAAGUCAGCCAAAAGCAGAGCAGAGGCACUGUUGUCUAGGAGAGUGACUGGGUCGGCCACUUCAGUGAGAACUCAGGCUUCAGUGACUUCCAGGCCACCCACAGGCAAGGGUCCACGAAGAUCUACCUCCUCAGAUAAAGUGCAUAUAGGGCCGGAAAAUGGCUGCGUCUCUGGGCCCAACCAGGACCAAGUAGCAUCCAGGACUGGUGGGGCCAUUCCCAAACGGGAGGCCAGCUCUGCUAGCUCUUGCUCCAGUUCUGAUGGAGAUGACAAGGGACAUAAGGUCACCUCCUCUCUGAAGCAGCCAUCAAAAAGAUCAAGUCUAGCAGAGGAGAAGGGGAAGAAGAUUUCAGGAGGUGGGACAGGGAGUAGGAGCUCAUCAGUUUCUAAAGCAAAGACUCCUCCAAGUGUGAGAAGGAAGUCUUCCCCGCCAUCAUCAGAGAACAACUCAAGGUUCCAGCGACAGUCCUCCCUCAGGUCCUCAAGAAAUGGAUCAUCUCAAACCCCUGCAAGGAAGCCAUCAUCAAGGACCCCAUCUAAUUCAUCACUGGACAGUGGAUUAUCACCAACAAACUUUGCAGAGAGUGAGAGUCGCAGACUGAGAAAUGGAGCUACCAAAAGCAGCAGUGAGGAUUCCAUUAGUGACACUGAGCGUAAAACAAAAAGUGCACUUUCGAGGACUCCCUCUGCAAAGAGAAAAGUCUGCAUGGAGAUUGUCAUGGAAAAGAAAAUGGUUAGUAAGUCCAGUGGGACCACAGCUGCUAAAACUGAUUCUGGCUUGGGUAAGUCUCCCUCCAAACACAGCCUGUCUUCCCCCACGGAUGAGAAUACCAUGCGUACCAGUCCAACGAAGUCCAAAAGUGCAGCCAUUCUGAAGCCCAGCAUUCUAGGGAUCAACACUGGUGCUAGAAUGAAGGUAAAAACUACUUCCAGUGACACAAACCAACGACCAAAUGGUUCAUCCAGUGUAGACAAAGCUCGCAUUGUGAGUGCACCAGUUGCACGGAGGACUGAUAACAACUUGUCCGGUGUCUCACCUUACGGUCCAGUGCGUGCCAAAGCGGGAUCAAUACGGUCGAGUGAUCCAAAACCAAAUCUGAAAAGUCCAGACCGCAGUAGGGUUACGGCAAAAGUGGCCAUGCCACAGCGCUCCCGGGCCAGAGCACGUAGCAUGGAACCAGUGGCCAGGAGUGCCCCCAUUGUUCCUGUGACAGUAGUGGACUCCGCCCCUAAUCUAGCACCCGUGCCAGCUCAGAAAGACUCAGCAACUGAUACCCCUGUGAUCAUCCAUUCUCGCAGGAGUCAAAGUGUGGAGCGCAAAUCCAACAAGGACAGCUUUGUUGCAGCGCGUCGUCAAGCAUGGGAAGAUAAAGUAUCCCUGUCCCCUGCUGACCCCAAGAAGGGACUGGUGUCCCCUGAGAAAAGGUUUCAGAGGUCAGGGGUUGGCCGAAGGUCAUUGAUUGAUGAGAGGAAAGCGAUGCUCUUUGGAGGCUUGCCAAGUGGAAGGGGUCAAGUCAAGGAGACUGUGGCUGCCAGGAAGCCUGCCAUACCGGUCAAGCCAGAGGCAGUCACAUCCAAACCGCCCCUUUGCAAAGGUGAGCCAAACAGUCAAAUUGAGUUGUACAUCAGUGAAGAGUUACCAUCUGCAACAUGUAAGUCUGUGGCACCAGAAGCUGUUCCUCAGACAGAGACAUCAAAGCCUGCUGUCCUGCAAGAGAACACCCAGAAGAUACAACCCAAUGCUGUCAACUUGAUGUCCAGCAAGCUGCAGUCCUCAACAGAUGAGGUUGACUCCACUAGAAAGUACUCACCAAGCAAGGAGAAUGAUAUCAUCAGUGUAGCCAAUGACAAGAUCUAUUCCCAGAAGACAUCUGUGAUGGACAGCCAGGAGUACGGAGAUGCCCUGGAGAAGUGGUCCAUGCUGAAAGAGAAUCAGACCAUCAAGGAACUGGACAAGAAACGAGAUGGUGUCAGCUUGGACAAUAAGGAGGCAGAGAGUCGUCGACAGGCCCUGGUAGAGUUCAGCAACAGGGAGCUGGAAACAUCAGAAUACAACAAACAAAUCAGUGAGCCGAGCCCAAUGCAAGACUGCCCUCCGGAGGUGAAGGAUGGCCAUUAUUACUUGCGCAUUGUCAACGAGGAGCACGCUCGUAUUGAGUCUCUCUGUACAUUUGCCAACAAAGACUUGGAAAAGGAAUUGUCAGAGGAAGCUUGUGGUAAGCUAAGAGCUUCCAUUGGCAAAGCGUCCCUCCUCACCAACAAGAAAUUUAAACAGUUCCGUGGACUGUGCGAACAGAAUAUUAAUCCUGUUGAAGGAGAAGCGCUGUCAGUAACAAAUUUAGACCUGACUGGGUUUUGGGAUAUGGUUCUGAUUCAAGUGGAUGACGUCAACAGCAUGUUUGCCGAGAUUGAAGAGUUGAGACAAAAUGGAUGGAGAACACCCAAACAGUCCCCGCACAAAGUCAAGACGUCUGGUAAGAAGCCCUCACUGACUUCCCCACCCCCCUCACCGGGGAUCUACAAGUCGGCGGUCCACCCCCUGACCCCCGUCGACCCCAAGGCCAAGGCGGAGAGAGAGAAGAAAGCGGCCAAAGCACGCCAAGCCAGGGAGGAGGCUCGUAAACGGCUCAUGGCGGCCAAGAAGGCAGCAGCAAGGAAGAGGGUCAUGUCUGAAGAUGGGGAACCGCCUGUCGCAGUGGAAAUAUUCACUCCAGACAAGUCUUAGGUUAGGUACGUGGUAAACUUAGUUAUAACUCACAAAGGUCAAAGUAAUGGCAACAAAGGAUGUAGCUGUUACAAUCGAUAUGCUUGCUCAUAGCAAAGACAACCCAUCGGCAUUCAUGGGGUCAGUGUAUUUGAAUAUAUCUGUGCUAAGAUACCCUUUACCAGCUGGGGCAUUAAUAUUAAUCUUGCUGAAACAAAUUUCAUAGAGCUCCUCAACACACCAGUCUACUGGUUCCAGAAUAGUUGUACCCAGUAAAACAAGUAGCCAACUGAAAUGAGAUGUGUAGAAUGGAUUUUGCACCAAGUCAUCAAGAGAAAAGAGAAAAAUGAAAAAAAGAGAAAGCAUUACUGUUAGGAAUAGGCACUGAUUUGCCAUUUUCACCAUGCACUCACACCCGAGUGGCUCAGUGGCAGGUCUUAACCAUAAGUGCAAAUUUCAGAAGUUAACAGGCUGCAUGGCAAGAAUAUGUAUGCUUUAAAAAGCUAGAUAAGAAUGAUUAUGCAUGCAGCCACUGGUGCAUGUAUUACGCUGCUAGCAUCUCAGCUGACUGGUCUGUGUUCUUCAUUUUUGGCAAUGUCUUUCUCUUGCCUUUGGUGAAUUCAGACAACAAGGGUUGGCCAAUGAAGACCCAAACUGGCCCUGUAAUUACGUAAGGUAUAACUUGAAAAGGCCUAAUAGAGUACAACUCAGGAGUUAUUGCAUCACUUGGAUAAUUGAGAUUUGGCAGAACAAAUGUAUAUAUUGACGAUAUUUUACAAAGAUAUUGUAGAAAACAGACUGUAGUUAACAGACUGUAGCUGUGUAGUCUCUAAGUACAUGUAGUAAUGCAUGUUUUCCUCAGUUUAUUAUUUUUUGUAGGGUUAGAUCCAGGAAUUUUUGACUGAGAAAUGCUUUACAUGUAUAUUGCUGGUAUUUAAAUUUCAGAAACUUAACAACAUAUUGGCACAGUUAUCAGUUUUGCUUUGGUUUUGGUUUUUGUUUUUCCUUUCUACCAUGAAGGCAGUAAAGACUUGCCAUAUUUCCAUUUUAUCAUGAAUAGUUUGUAUGCAAAUUCACUGUGCACACUGUGCAGGGCCAUGUAUAGAAUAGAUGAUGCACCUGUUGGCUUUGUUUCCACUGGGAAAAAAUCAUAAUGAAAUACAGUCAUAUAUAACAUGCUCCUGAUUUAUAUUACAUGCAUUUUGGGUUGUUUUGGUUCCCAUUUGCCUUAUUUUUAAAGGCCAUUAGAUGUUUUGGCAUGUCUUAUGCUACAUGUACAUGUUGAAUACUAUACUGGUACUGAUAAGAAAUAGGCCACUAGACACGUCAUGUGUUUGUCAAAUUUGAACAAAUUUGGUUGGCGUCAUCAGACAGUGCGCACAGAUGAAGCUGCACCUUCAUAUGGUUUUAUAAAGUACAUUUGGUGUGUGAAGAGAAUUAUUUAAAAGGGGAAACACUGUAUAAAAUCAUUCUGUGAAUAGUUCCAUUUCCAAACCAGAUUUUGGAAGAGAUGAAGAUCUCUGUUCGAAGUCAAUUCUAUUUAUUACUUAAGUUGAUGAUAUUUUUUUGUAUUGGAUUAGGUUUGCUAUUUAUUUGUUUGAAGUGCCUUAAUUUGGGUUACUGUGAAUGGGGAUUCUGAAAUACAUGCAAUUCAAAGUAAUCAGGGGAUCAGGCUUUCCUCCAUGAAAAAGGACCCAUGGAUUUGUUUCCCCAAGAUUUCUCUCAAGCUCCCUCACUGUGUGUACAUAUUGUUUUCCAGUUUUCUUCGAUCUCUUUUGUACAGCAUUGACUAGCUCUGAAUUCCAGUUGCCAUUAAAUUUGACUUUAUAGGAUCUUGGCAGAUAGGACAGCCCUCUGAGUUCAAAAGUCAAAAUCCAUCAAAUGUCAAUUCCCUUGUAAGUGCAAGGGCUGAAUGCAAAUAAAUCUGUCUCUUUUUUUACUUAUUCCAUUUCACAUUAUCACUGAAGAAAUGCUCAACAUUUAAAACGUUAGCUAUUUGGGGAUGGUUGGGGGAGACAUUUAUAUAAUUUUGGAAGUGUGGAUCCUUUGAAAGGAACCUGUUUUGCAAAAUACUGAUCCACAGCUGUUUUUUUUUCUGGCAUGGGCAUGUAAACCUGUGGGACAUAAUUUCUGUGAAUUUAUUUGUGAUUUUCAACCCUAGUUCCAUGAUUUUAGGGCAACAGGUCUGUAAUUUUGGAGGCAGUGGGAGAUUGAAUAGGUGUAGUUUUUGAAAGCUUAGUUAACUUUGCCACUGGCAUUUAAAACUAAUAGUUUGUGAAAAGGUUUGUGUUGCUGCUGGGUGUAAUAUGCAAGGCGAAGGUGGCCUGUUUGAUUUCUCAUCGGGUACUGAGUCUAAGCUGCACACAGGCUAUGCAUAGACACCCACAUCACAAAGGGACAAGUUUACUCUGGAAACUAAUAAAAAGUUUCCAGGGAAUACUUUCACGGUAGAAAAUUGGUUUCAAUGGAAGAAAUUCCUCACAGUCAGAAACGGAGGGUAGAAAAUGAUUGUCGAAGCUGGAAAGAUUCUGUUAAGUUUGAAGAAUCGGUGGGAAUGAAAAGUCUACUUAAUAUUGGAAGGCAUGGAUGCUGUUAUUUCAUUACACUGUAACUGUCAAUUUUAUACAGCAAUUUAUUACAUCUUGCUAAUACCUCAAGGCAUCACAACUGCUUUUUUUCAAGCAGUCAGGCAUACUCGCGCAUCAGGAUGCACGGAACAAAUUUUGUGCAAACUGAAAGGCACAGCUCACCUAAUAUAUCCAUUGGCUCUGCAACUGGAGGAAUCAAAUGAAUUUGCUCUUGUCUUCUGUGUAAGUAUAAAUAAGGAAACUUUUUCCUUGAGUUAAAUCGCGAGUGGCUUGUCUAAGUACCACACCGGUAUGUACUGCCGCAGUGUCACAAAGCAGCUGGUGACGGAUGCAGUGUGGAAUAUUGUGUUUUUUAAAAUUCUGGUGACACCUUUGGUGCCAUGUGUCCCCUUGGGUGUCCGAAAAGCUCCAUGUCCCUUCUGUAAGAUUCACAGAUUGUUUAUUAUCCCAUGUUCUCUUACAUCACUCGUAAACAAAAAUCAGCAAAACUAUAAGAAGGCCUCUCUGCUUUGAGUAAUGUGUAAUAUGGCCACUUUGGGUGACUCAACAAGGGUAUACAUGUAUUUAUGUUAAGUUACAAGUGCAAUGUGAAGCUGAUCUCUGUAUUAUUGCCACAUGUACAUGAAUGUGAGCUGGUGCAUGGGUUAAAUGUUCCAGUAUAUAUGUACAAGGACGUUAGAAGUUCAGGUCAAGACAGUGCAACACACGGCCUGCUGUUGGCCAUCACAGGGAGAACUUGCAGCUUUGUACCUCCCAAAAAUAACCCCAGAAGCUGGUCCCAAAACUACCAGCCGUUUUUGAUGGCAUGUUGCACUUUGUGAGGACUGCGGCACACACAGUUCUUUGAUCCAGCUGAUUAGUUGUGCAUUUAUUAGUGUGUGACAGUCGAGUGCACAGUUGCAAUGGAUUAACAAUGCAUUUUUGGGGCUGAAAAUUGUAAUUUGCCCAAGACUUGUGUGUAAUGUACUGACAGUGCCAUGUGUGAGAUGUGUAAUGAAAACAAUAUAACAUGCCUUUUUGGAAGGUUGUGCAGGGUUUAUGGCACAGUAAGCUUGUGAUUGGCUGAUUUUGGAUUGCCCUUUGUUUCACGAGGACUGCGGAGCAUUAUCACAUGUUGAAACCGUUAAAUUUGAUUUUGUUUUUAAAGUGGAAAGACAAAGAUUAUGUGAAUUUGAUCUUCUGGCCAGAAAUGGUGGUGGAAUCAACUUUCUAAAAGUUCAGUUCCAACAGAGCUUUGCAUUUGGGGGGUUUUUUAAACUCUUUUAGAGUCUAGAGGUGAUUCUGCUUUGCCCCUCUCAGUUGUAGGAAGACAGAUGUUUAUUGACAUUUGGUUGGUAUGUCUGAACUUCAUUCACUUUUUUUGGAGGAGGGGCUGGUUCCACCGUCCCCCCCCACCACUCUUUUAGGAUUAAAAUCCCAAUGCACAGAGGCAAUUGGAAAUAAAAUAUUGGUUACCCUUCAUUCCCCGUAUACAUUGAUAUAAAGUCAAGAUACAUGGAAAUGGUGUGAGGCUACCCUUAAGCAUUGCUCCAUGGUAUUAACACCGACGUAUAUAAAAAUAAAAACUUGGACUUGCACUGCCUUGGUAUGAAAUAGAAGCCAACCAGCAGCCGUUUUACCCAGCCGAAUACAAAUGCACAGGUUGGUUCGCUUCUAUUGACGCCAAGGAGAACAAAGGCAGGCAUUGCCAGCCAAGAUUUGUAUUCGGCUCAGUAAAAUGGCUGCUAGUGGAUUCAAUGAUCCCUAUAAGCUGAUUAAGGGCAUUGCGAGUCCAGAAUUUUUUAUAUCCAUCAGUGGGUAUUAAUGACUGCCAUCUUCAGUCUGGUUCCCUGGGGGUGAAAUGGUGAUUGCUGCAUGAACACUCUGUAUUCAGACUACAUGCCCUAAAUUUCCUAAAUUGAUCACUAUUUUUCAGAUAGGAAACGCAUCAGUGUCAGUGGCCAAUAGUCAAAAAUGCCCAGUGUGGCUACGUCUGUAAUCUAGCUUUGUAACAUGCAUUUGCAUAGCAUUAAAGUGAAAUAGUUGUCGUAUGGUGUAGGCAUUUUGAUGACAAAAAAUGACGGUAACAGUAAUACAGGAACCUCAGACAAAGCAGAAUAUAAUGUCAAAUGUUUGCAUUGUUCAUUGAAAGAAUACUAUUUGUCACCAACCAGUGUGUGUUUGUAGCAUAGUUGUACAGUGUACAUGCCAUUCAACUGUGAGUCUGUAAAUGUGUAUUUACUCAGCAGUUCGUUGGAGACUUGCUUGUAUAUUGGUUAUUUUUCUAUUUUGGGGUAUUCUUGGAUGAAAUCAAGCAACUUCCUGGAGGGGGAACGGGGUCGUUCCAAUUUUCAUUGUCACACUUAUCUGGUGGUAAGCAUUCACUCAUCUCAGUUUGUAGUGAGCACUCAUGUGUAUAGCUCUAUACAUGUAUUAAGAUGCAUUGCUGCUGAGCACACCAGAGACAUUGAUGUAUUUUUUCCUGUUUUCUAUUGCGUAUAUGCCAAUAUAAUUUGCUGAGCAAGUUUCUCUUUUUCAAAUUUGGUAUAAUCGAAAUACAUAGGGUACAUGGUAUUACCCAUGAGUCUCUGGUUCUCAGCAAGCAACAUAUAAAUCUGCCACACGUGCAGGGAUGAAAUAUUUGUCGUAGGUGAGUUUCAACAGGCAUGGGCAAAGUAGGGAAAGGUUUAUAAGUCAAACUGCUGUUAUAAGCAGUUUGUCAAAUGUGAAUUUCUGAUCAAGCACUUCUAAUUCCAGACCUGUUCCAUGUCCUUGAAUGUGAAUACUAUACCAGAUCAGCAUAUGUCACCCAGCAUUAUUUGAAAAGUAUUGUAAUCCCAUGCUGUACCUAUUUUCAGCAGACAACAAAGGUACUUGAUAAUAGUGUUGAGAUUUUAAUAUUUUGGGAACCACUCAGAAGACACUCUGUUCUGUACAGUUGGGAAUUUACGGAGAUGACUAUUUUUUUAUUUCUUGAGCAGGUUUCUUGCUAGUAUUUUGGUACAGUACAAAAAAUUCGCUCCUUGUCAUCAGCACAUGUACACUUUGAACUAGAAAGUAGUAUACAUAUGUAGCUUAGUAAUCAGACAUCAGUCGUAUUAGAUGAGACUAUAGAAUGUGUAAGUACUUGCCACACACACAUUUGUUUCCCACUAUCUUCUGGAAGUGCCACCUUACUGGUGCUUUCUGAGGAUAAAAUUCUGUGAACAGGCACAUUCUCUUCCAAUCGGAGAGUUUCCUGCCUGAAUUCCUUUGUGCAUGUCAGUGAAACUCUGGAUCAGUCUGACAGUGUCAGACAAAAGACAACUUUGUUCAUGGAGAUGCUAUCUUGGAAUGUUCAAAAUCAUAAGUCCUGUGGGGCAUGCAUGCUGACGUGAUGUACAAGCAGGUACGUAUACAUAUACAUUAAAGGGCCGAAUUGUUGAAGGCCAUCUGUGAAGUUUUCCAUUGAGCACAGGUUUGAGAAACCAGUCCAAGAUGGCUGCUCUCAGUGUGAAGAAAAUUGGUUUGGGGGUUUCGUUGCACAUGCGAUAAAUGCAAUGUUUCAUCUUGUUCUUUUUUUUUUAAUAAAUGAAUAAUGUACAUAUUAAUAUUGCACACAGAUCAUCUCCAAAGUACAUGUACAGUGGUAAAAUACUUGUAUGCUGCAGCCCGGCAAUCAGAUGUAUUUUGGAGCAACUUUUGCCACUGGUGUAUUUGUGUACAAGUAGACUGCAUUUUUCUUUUCGUAUCAAACUUUUACGCAAAUGAAUUAGAAGUAAAUAUUGUAAGUGACACGGACUAGGCUGUAGGCACUAAAUAUAAGAACUAAAUUCAUUACAUGUGUUUCUGCAAGCAGAUAUAAUCAGUUUUCGAGCAGGGGUCAACCAAUGCCCGUUUGCUUUGGUUGAAAUAAAAAGAUUUGAAUGCACUUGCACGAUACAUUUGUUUUUUUUAGGAAGGGGGUGUGGGUUAAUAAGGUGAACAGAGCUAGUGUGACAGUUACCAGUUAGAAAUUUUUACACUUGAGCCUACAAACUAUUUGAAAAUAUUCUGCUAAGUCUUUCAUUCUGUAUCUUUGGAAGGUCUUGCCUUUAAAACAAUCUUUCAACCUUAAUGUGUACAAAGAUUGAAAUGAUAGUUCAAAGAAAGAAUUUUCAGGUGGCUAAAAGGGUCCACAUGAUUUUAUAAAUAGAAUAAAUGAUUACUUUUUCUGAUAACAGCUUGUCAGCAGAGUAAUUAAUGGGAAAUAAACAUUGGAUAUGCAUUUCUCCAAAAAAAAAAAGUAUGGACCAUCUUAAUGUCCACCAUUAUGUAUUUGUAAGGAAUAUUUAUAUGAGCAUUCCUUCAAAAAUUGUUUUCUAUGAAUUUUGACUAACAGCCAUUUCCAGAAGUCCUCUGUCAAAAAAUUGCCAAGGAUGAAGAGUCAUGUUGGUCUCAGUAUUUAGAAAAAACUGUUAAAACCAUUUUUGUUCUUUGUGCCCACAAAUCGCUAUUUCCAAUUUAGGUGUGCUAGGCAACAGUUUUUGUUAAAAUUUAAAGGCCAGCACAGCAGUGGCAGCAAGUUUUGGUCUUUUACUUUGCAUGUUUUUUUUUCAUGUAGAUUGUAUUUAAGGAAAAAAUGUUAACAGUCGCAUGGUAAUAUGUAAUAAAUAUCACGGAUAUUCUGCCAAGA
This is a messenger RNA of Acanthaster planci (crown-of-thorns starfish), 10337 nucleotides long. RefSeq lists its product as uncharacterized. Gene Ontology annotation, biological process: signaling. The record is from RefSeq and is a predicted model, not a curated record. NCBI's taxonomy places the organism in Eukaryota, Metazoa, Echinodermata, Asteroidea, Valvatida, Acanthasteridae. Gene Ontology annotation, molecular function: molecular adaptor activity. Gene Ontology annotation, cellular component: postsynaptic specialization; glutamatergic synapse.